AUGAGGGAAUGUUCAUCAUUGUACAUCAUCGGGGGCUAUAACUGUCAAACAGGUGACCCAACGAAAAUCGUUGAACGCAUUGAUUUCAGUGACAGUUCCAACCCAACAAUUGACGAACAAUUCGAAAUCGACAAGGACUUCACCGCUGUGGAUUGUUGUGUAGUUCAAACAAAUCAGUAUAAUGAACACCUUUUACCGUUAGCUUCCUACUUAGACCGUUGGAUUGUUUGGUAA
Messenger RNA from Adineta ricciae, 234 nucleotides. NCBI's taxonomy places the organism in Eukaryota, Metazoa, Rotifera, Eurotatoria, Adinetida, Adinetidae. The record is from the annotation of a GenBank genome assembly.